GGAGAGGCUCGCCUCGAACCUUCUUUCUCCUUCACCCGGCCUCCACGCAACGCGAACGAAACCGAAGUCCCAAAUCAAUCCAUUUCAUUUCGGUUUCGAAUCCCCUGGGGACGAGCUCGCGUCGCCUUCCCCCUCCGCCCGCCCCGUCGCCAUCCGCCCCCUUCGAAUCUGCAGGCGGCGCCGCCUGGCCUCGUUGUCGCCACGGGAGGCGCGCGGGAUGGGGCGGUUGUUUGCGGUGGACGCCGCGGCGGCCUCGUCGGCCGCGGCCGCAGCGGCGCUGAACGGCGCGGUGGACUGGUGGAAAGACGUGAACGACUCGCCGAUGUGGCAGGACCGCAUCUUCCACGCCCUCGCCGUGCUCUACGGCAUCGUCUCCGUCGUCGCGCUUGUCCAAUUGAUCAGAAUCGAGUGCAGGGUGCCCGAGUACGGGUGGACGACGCAGAAGGUGUUCCAUUUCCUUAACUUCAUCGUGAAUGGCGUGCGGGCUAUCGUGUUUGUGCUGCGGCGAAACGUGCAGCUGAUACAACCAGAGAUACUUCAACAUGUGGUUCUUGACAUGCCUGGGCUUGCGUUCUUCACUACAUACGCGCUUUUGGUGCUAUUCUGGGCCGAGAUUUACUAUCAGGCACGUGCGAUGUCGACUGAUGGGCUGAGGCCAACUUUCUAUUGGAUCAAUGGGGUGGUGUAUGCAAUUCAGAUAAUUCUGUGGUUGGUUUUGUGGUGGAAACCAGUUCGAGUUAUGGUCAUAUUGUCCAAGAUGUUCUUUGCAGGCGUAUCACUGUUUGCAGCUUUUGGGUUCCUUCUGUAUGGUGGGAGGCUAUUCCUCAUGUUGCAACGUUUUCCCGUAGAAUCAAAAGGAAGACGGAAGAAAUUGCAGGAGGUUGGCUAUGUCACUACCAUCUGCUUUACUUGUUUCUUGAUCAGAUGUGUCAUGAUGUGUCUCAAUGCAUUUGAUAAAGCGGCUGACCUUGAUGUUCUGAGCCAUCCGAUUCUGAAUUUCUUUUAUUACCUGCUGGUCGAGAUCGUACCUUCAGCUAUGGUUCUGUUUAUACUAAGGAAACUGCCCCCAAAACGUGGGAUCACGCAGUACCAUCCUAUCCAUUAGAGCAGAGCAGCCCUGGUACCAGGCUGGUACAGACGAAUGCUUCUUACAGAAUUGGUAAAUACAGGAGAGGCAAUGUGAAGAUCACUGCACUUGCACUGAAGCUUGCCCAGGUUUUAAAUGAGGAAGCCUUUAGGAUUUCAGGUUGCUAUUGCUUGUAAAAGAGAUUUGCAAUGUAGUUCAAAAAAAGAAGAGAUUUGCAAUGUCAUGCUGUUUACAGGUCUAGAAAAAUGCAAGUUAUAUAAUGUAUGUAUACCUUUGUUCUUCUCAGUACUUUCCACCUUGUA
Messenger RNA from Aegilops tauschii subsp. strangulata, 1389 nucleotides. RefSeq names its product tobamovirus multiplication protein 3. Lineage: Eukaryota; Viridiplantae; Streptophyta; Magnoliopsida; Poales; Poaceae. The record is from RefSeq and is a predicted model, not a curated record.